Molecule: messenger RNA, 1486 nt
Organism: Ilex paraguariensis (yerba mate)
Lineage: Eukaryota; Viridiplantae; Streptophyta; Magnoliopsida; Aquifoliales; Aquifoliaceae
Source: the annotation of a GenBank genome assembly
AUGGGAAAGGAAGCCAUGCCUGGUUUUGUGCUACUGUUCUUGUUGUUGUUGUUAAGAGUAUUGAUACACUCAGACGCUGACGAAGAAGGAUUCGACGUUCGCCAACAUCUCUCAACUGUCUCUAGAUAUGAUGUUGUGAAAGACAUUUCUGACAAUUCUUUUGUUCCUUCCAAGAUUCCAGAUCAAUGUACUCCUAUCCAUUUAAAUCUUGUGGCAAGGCAUGGAACUCGUGCCCCUACAAAGAAAAGGAUGCGGGAAUUAGAAUCUUUAGAGGCCCACUUGGAGGUCCUUCUACAAGAUGCAAAAGAACUGAAAUUGCCUUUGCAGAAAGUUCCUGCCUGGUUAUGGAAAUGGGAAUCUCCUUGGAGAGGUAAGCAUAAAGGUGGAGAAAUUACUAGUGAAGGAGAAGCUGAACUUUUUAAUCUUGGGAUCAGAAGCAGAGAAAGAUUUCCUGAACUGUUUAAUGAGGAUUACCACCCAGAUGUAUAUCUCAUAAAAACCACCCAGGUCCCUCGGGCAUCAGCUAGUGCCGUGGCAUUUGGCAUGGGGCUUUUUAGUGGGAAAGGAAAUCUUGGACCACAACAUCAUCGAGCUUUUGCAGUUACAAGUGAAAGUCGUGCAAGUGAUAUAAUGCUGAGAUUUCAUGAUUGUUGCCAAAAUUACAAGGCUUUUAGGAAAAGUCAGGAGCCUACUGUUCAUAAACUUAAGGAACCCAUCUUAGAUGAGAUUAUGCGUGCAUUAGUAAGGCGAUAUGAGCUAAAUUUUACAAGGCAGGAUACCUCUUCCCUCUGGUUUUUAUGCAAACAGGAAGCAUCCUUAUUGAACAUAACUGGUCAAGCUUGUGCUUUGUUUAGCCCUUCUGAGGUAGCAUUGUUGGAGUGGACAGAUGAUUUGGAGUUGUUCAUAUUGAAAGGUUAUGGUAAUUCAUUAAACUACCGAAUGGGGGUGCCACUGCUCGAAGAUGUUGUUCAGUCCAUGGAGCAAGCUAUUAAGUCUAAGGAAGGUAAAUCUCUUGAACAUGGUAUAUCCUAUGUCCUCUCAUGUUUUGUUCUUUUCUUGAAACAAACAUGGGCAGCAAUUUUCUUCAGGUUUGAAAUUCUGAUGGGAAGUCAUGAAUGAAGGAGCUUAAUUGAUUGAUUGUGAUCUCUUAACCCUGAGGGAGUGUGGUUCCAAAAGGGUUGGCAUGGACCACAAAUGAUAACUAGCAGGCUAAGCAUAAACUGGGUUCUAAUAAUAUUAUAACUAGGGAUAACCUGUGCAUGAAGGCACGGUACAACGUAAACCAACCAGUUAAUUCUCCAAAAAAAUUAAUUUAAUUUCCUUUAAUUUAAGCAAUUGAAAUUAAUAUAGUCCCCAAAUAUUAUUUGGAGACUAUUUCGGCAAAGUUUACUUUAAAAAUAAGAACCUAGAAAAAUCUCAACCUAUCUACAAAAAUCAAAAUUUCUUGAAUGCACAAUACAAUCAAAUCAAAGCUACAAAUUCAACU